This is a messenger RNA of Lindgomyces ingoldianus, 990 nucleotides long. Its product is annotated as small GTPase. The record is from RefSeq and is a predicted model, not a curated record. Lineage: Eukaryota; Fungi; Ascomycota; Dothideomycetes; Pleosporales; Lindgomycetaceae. Gene Ontology annotation, molecular function: GTP binding; GTPase activity. The coding region runs from base 1 to 990 and encodes 329 amino acids. Gene Ontology annotation, biological process: regulation of exit from mitosis. Gene Ontology annotation, cellular component: spindle pole body. The transcript has 4 exons.
AUGGACCAGCCCAUGGAGGUCGACGACAGCAUGAACACCACCAUCGCUGCCUCAACCGUUGGCCCGCUGCCCGACAUGCACAACAAUGGCUACGGGAAUGGCUAUGGGAACGGCGACCACCGACCGCAGACAUCGUACUCGGACACGUCCUUCAGCCACCACUACUCGCAGACAAACCCGGAAGCGCAGUACAGUUCGCGCUUCAACACUCCGUCCGACGCAGACACCCCGCCGCGACAUGGCUACUACAACGGCAGUGGGAAGGAGACGCAGAUGGGGCAGCCGCACUCGCGGCCGAACUCGAAUCUAGGUCAUCGGUAUCCGCAUUCGGAAGGCGGCGCCCGGUCGGUCACCUACCAGGAGCAGAACCAGCGGAACUCGCAGGGACAGCAGGAAGCUGCGACCAAGAAUACCAGCGUUGUGAUCAAGGUCGGCAUGGUGGGUGAUGCCCAGAUCGGCAAGACAAGUCUGAUGGUCAAGUACGUCGAGGGCAGUUGGGACGAGGACUACAUUCAGACAUUAGGUGUUAACUUCAUGGAGAAGACCAUAUCAAUCCGGAAUACGGAGAUCACCUUCUCCAUCUGGGAUCUCGGAGGCCAGCGCGAAUUCGUCAACAUGCUUCCGCUGGUCUGCAACGAUGCUGUUGCCAUAUUGUUCAUGUUUGAUCUAACCCGGAAGAGCACUCUCAAUUCGAUCAAGGAGUGGUACCGCCAAGGACGAGGGUUCAACAAGACGGCCAUCCCGUUUUUGGUGGGAACAAAGUACGACCAUUUCGUCAACUUCCCCCGAGAAGAGCAGGAGGAGAUCUCCAGUCAGGCAAAACGAUUCGCAAAAGCAAUGAAAGCCAGCCUCAUCUUCAGCAGCACAAGUCACAGCAUAAACGUGCAGAAGAUCUUUAAGAUUGUCCUAUCCAAAGCAUUCGACCUGAAAUGCACUAUACCCGAAAUAGAAAAUAUAGGAGAACCGCUCCUGCUCUACCAAUCCGUCUAG